Prorocentrum cordatum is the source of this 3367-nucleotide messenger RNA. Lineage: Eukaryota; Dinophyceae; Prorocentrales; Prorocentraceae. The record is from the annotation of a GenBank genome assembly.
AUGGCUGGGCAUGUCUCGAUGAUCGGUGACGACGAUUCGCGGCGCUACGCCACGCCGCGCCGCGACGACGAUGACAUUGCCCAGCCACGACUUGCCAAGCACCUGCUUGCCACGACCGAGCCCGAUGGCAGCUCCCACCAGAUUGCAGGGGGCGAGGGCGUCGUCGGCAUCGACGGCGUGUCAGAGCACGGCGAGCGCCCGCUCUUAUCUGCCUCGGCAAUUGCCACCAGGGGCCGCUUAACCUGCAUCGGCGCUUUCGGUGGAUACGUCCUGAAGGACAGCGAGUUCGCCGGGAAGGUGCACCAGAUGAUCGGCCAGCGCGCGGCUGAAGAGAGCGAGGGCGUCGCGCCGCUGUGCCUGCAAGGUGGCGUCUACAAGAUGAACGCGUUGAUGGGCGUUCCGAUGCCAGCUGCCUCGUCGGGGCCCGCGGCGGCGCUGAAGACGGAGACGGGAGCCAGGGUGGCGAAGACUAGGCUACCGGCCAUGCCGCGUUUAGGGAUUGGCGCGAAGGUCGCCGCGCAGCCCGAGGACUCGGACAAACGCGCGAGCUACAAAUUGAACCGCGUGAAGGUGCAGACCCAGUCGUGGCCAUCGACUUCGCAUGAGCUCAUGACUAGUGGGCGGGGAGACCGGGAGCCCGCGAACGGGUCUCGCAAGACAGCGGAUGCGGUCGCGGCGCCGACGGUGGAGUUCCCGCCGCGAGAACCGCCAGCAAAAGAAUGCCAAAUCAAUAAAAGCAUCGAAGUUGCUGCACGAAAAGUCAAGAGACAGAUCAGGGCGAACAGGCACGCCCUGGAGGCCAAGCUCGGCAAGACGGUGGACGACGCGCAUCCCAUUUUGAAGUGGCUGCCGCAGCAUGCCGCAGCCUGUCUUGGCCAGUGCCGACGCGGAACAGACGGCCCCCCUGUAGAGCAGCGGCGCCCAGGCCGCGAUUGGAAGAAGCUGGUGGCGGAGUUCGGCGAGCGGGCGAUGCGCUGGCCGCUCGCGCCAGGUGGUCGCAGGAGCACCGUGGAGGAUCGCGCGAAGUCUGGGGAAUUCCUGGGCUGCCAUAUGCGGACGGGGGCCCUGUUCGUCAUGGCGGCUGACGGCGCGGAAAAGGCCCGAGGUUUCGAGAAGUCGCCGAGGGGGCAGGCCUGGGGCGGCAAGGACUGGGGCGCUCUUCGAGGGCAAGAUCUCAAGUUCCCCCGCGAAGAGUGCCGCGACAUGAUCGCGGAGCUGAUGAUGAGCGACCCUGAGGCGGCGGAAGCAAUCCGAGCGCUGGCAAGAAGCGCCAAGCGGUCGCAUCCGACCCUGGACGAGCCACAGGGUUUCGAGGGGAUGCGCCAGGAAGGUAUCGCCGGCGAGUUCGGCACCUGCAUCGGCAUCGGCUACGAGACCGAACCAGACACAAUACAGACCAAUGGGCAUGAGAAGACCACCGGGUACGACAAGGGCGGUACGUUCGCAAGGAUUUACCAGUUGGCGGUAUUUGAGACGCGCUCGUGCGCCAACAUCGACAACAGCGAUCAGCGCCCAGAGCGGGCUGAGGAGAUCUCGUCGCUACUUACUCAGAUGUGCGUUGUAUGCAUCGCUGAGAUGACGCUGAGGUACGGUCUCACGUCUGGCCUGGCGGUGGACAUCGAGACCAGUUGGGUUCCACGACUUUCCGAGCAACGCAGCGAGCGCAAGAAGCAGCUUGGGAAGGAAGACCCGCUGCUCACGAUUACUAGCCCGCUGCGCACACCAUUCACCAACCUGCGCAAGUUCUCGGACCAAAAGCGCGAUGCGAAGAGCGAGGGGCAGGCGACCGGCCCUGACGGGAAGCCGGGCUUCGUUCGGAAGGAGACCGGGUGGCUCACCAACAGAAAGUUGCUCGCGAAGAUCCUCGAGGGCCACUGCGAGUGUCCUAGAGGAGGGCAGAGGUGCUUGGCGAGUACCAGGACGACUUACUUCAUAGACGAUCUCACGGGCAACGUUCUCCAUUCCGUGGGCGCGCAAGCUGCGAGGCAGGAAGAACUGGAAUGGUGCCGCGGAAGGCAGAUAUGGCAGAAGGUACCCAGAUGGGAGAUGCCCACGAAGGGCAAGAAGGCAGUUACCCUAAAGUGGAUCGACACGAACUGGGGGCGCGCGAACAACGCCUGCCGCGAUGGCGACGCCGCGGGGAUCAUUCACAAGCUUUGCGAAGUUUCAAUGGCGCACUUCUACGGCGACGUGAAUCGCGAGGUGCACAUGGAGUUACCCGAGGGGGAAGCCCGAGGCGAUCUUGAGCCGAUGGCGGGCAAGCCACUGCACUCGAUGCACGGCGCAGCGGAUGCCAGCUACGUUUGGCAAGACGACCACAUUGGCCUGACAAACUCACGCGGCUUCCAGAAAGGAGUUUCGAACCCAGCUCUACUCUACCAUACCGAGCGCCACGUGCAAGUGGAGGUCACGGGUAUCCUGAGCAGCAAGCCGCUGAAGGAGCAGAGCGUGGUGCACCUCCACCGGGCGUUGGUCUGGAACCCAUUCGAGCUUUCGGCGCGCCUCGAGGCAGACGCCCGGCGCGCGAAGGAGGUCGGCGGCGGAUUUCUGAACAACGACCGGGCCUUGCCGAAGCUGGACGACGAGAAGACCAAGACCUACCGCAGCGCGACCGCGAGGAUCACGCGCCCGAGCAUGGACAUACCCAGUUUCAGCGACAGCGCGAAACUGCAGGCCCUCGACCAGGACAGGAUGGAGCGGUUGGCGAAGCUGAUCUGCUUCGCGAUGAAGACCGGUGAAGAUCCACCGACGUGCCCGCAGCCGUGCAGGCUCAUAUCCCUACGUGCCUCCGAUACCGUACUCUGCGCGUGCCAUGCUCUGCUGCUGAUCGCAGGACGGCUGCCCACUCGGCGGACGAUGUGGCCGCCCGCCCUGGGCGUGGCCGUCCUGGCCCUCCUCCUGCCCGCCCGCGCCCACGGCCAGACGGGGCCCGCGGCGGGCGCGGGGCGGAGGUGCGCCGAUGACGUCACCCUGAUCCAGGGCGACGUCAGCGUGCUGCACAGGCCCGCGGCCGACGUCCAGCAGCUCCUGCGGCCGAGCCCUGGGCGGUGGUCGCCCUGGGACGCGCUCUCGCCGUCGGCGUCCCCCGACAGGCCCGUGGUGAAGAGCUUCUCCGCCUCGGGCGACGACCCGAGCAAGGGCGUGCCGCAGUCCAUGCAGGUGACCGCCAACAGCGAUGCCGACUUGGGCACCCUGCUGAGCGCCAUCCUGUCCAACUCUCUGGUCCUCGUCGGGGCAGCGGUGGCGUUCUGCGUGCGCGGGCUGGCGGGCUCCCAUCGGGUCCUCACAGAGGACGACGCCGACGCGAAGCCCAUGGACAGCUACCUGGGCUGGGUGCCGAUCUGUGCCGGGAUGUCGACGGACGAGG